Messenger RNA from Poecilia reticulata (guppy), 4681 nucleotides. The record is from RefSeq and is a predicted model, not a curated record. NCBI's taxonomy places the organism in Eukaryota, Metazoa, Chordata, Actinopteri, Cyprinodontiformes, Poeciliidae.
CAGCCUCCUGCUCUCUCUGUGCUGAACUAAGGACUUUCUCUGCCUGGAAGUCUAAAAUCCGCCAGCAUCUCGGAAGCAGAGGUUGUGCUUUUGGCUCGGACCUGCCAAAGCCUCACAACCCCCCCACCCCUCCUCCUCUCCCUGCAUGCUCUAGUCGGUGUCGGAGCCUCCAUCCCUCUCCCCGGCUGCUGGCCAGCCUCUACACCCUGCUGCAGGCUCUGCUGCGGCGCGGCGCGGCGCUCCGGAGCGGAGCAGCGGCGGACGGAUCGGCUGCCUUCUGACAAGCGGAGUUACGCUCUUCAGCAUCCUGGCGCUUCAACAUGUCUCCGAGGAGUCAAAUACUCGCUGGGAUUAUCGCGUUUGUCGCCUCAGCGCUGCUCGGCUCACGCGGGACGGAUGGAGAAGAGGUGUGUGACAACCCUCUGGUGUCCAACCUGCCGCCGUCGUCCUUCAGGAGCUCCUCCCAGCUGUCGACCAGUCACGGACCGGGCUUCGCCAAAGUCAACAGACGAGAAGGAGCUGGAGGCUGGUCUCCUCUGUGGUCAGAUGAGCACCAGUGGUUGGAGGUGGAUCUGCAGAGACGGACCCAGAUCACCGCCGUGGCCACGCAGGGCCGCUACGGCAGCUCUGAUUGGCUGACGACCUACCUGCUGAUGUUCAGCGACACGGGACACAACUGGAGGCAGCACCGGCAGGAGGACAGCUUGGGGGCGUUUCCAGGUAACAGCAACGCGGACUCUGUGGUCCAGUACAAGCUUGACCAGCCAGUGAUCGCCCGCUACCUUCGUCUGAUCCCACUGGACUGGAACCCCACCGGGCGGAUCGGACUCAGGCUGGAAAUAUACGGCUGCAGAUACACCUCUGAGGUGGCGGGUUUUGAUGGGAAAAGCAGCCUUGUCUACAGACUGAGUGCCAGAACGAGCUGGACAGCGAGGGAGAGCAUCUCUCUGAAGUUUAAAACCCUGAGGAAUUCAGGAACGCUGCUUCACGCGAAGGGACAGAGGGACCACAGCCUCAACCUGGCGCUGGAGCGAGGAAAGCUGCUGCUCCACCACCAGCAAGAUGUGAGUUCAGGUUCUGGGGGCAAACUUCUGGUUUCUCUCGGGAGUCUGCUGGAUGACCAGCACUGGCACCACGUGAAGCUGGAGCGGCUCGGCUCUCACCUCAACCUGACGGUGGAUAGAAACACGCAGCAGGUCCUCGUCCCCGCCGAGCUCAGCCACUGGCACAUUCACACGCUCAGCGUGGCAGCGGUCCAGAGCCACGGACUCCAAACUCCAAUCCUGCCCAACAGGAACUUCCACGGAUGCAUGGAAAACCUUUUAUACAACGAUCUGAAUCUGAUCCGACUGGCCAAGCAGGGCAGCCCGCAGGUCGCUGCACUGGGCAACACGACCUUUUCUUGCAGCGAGCCGGUUUUUGUCGCCGUGACGUUCACCGGCUCUCACAGCUUCCUCCAGCUGCCUGUGCUGACAUCAUGGCUGUCAGGGGUCGUUUCCAUAGCGCUGCAGUUCAGGACGUGGAACAAGGCAGGGCUGCUGCUGACCUUUGACCUCCAGCAGCAGGAAGGCUCAGUCUUCCUGUAUGUCAGUGAAGCCAGGCUUCGCCUUCAGAUCAGUAAAGAGGGAAAUUCUCUCCUGGAGCUCAGCACCGGWGCGGGUCUGAAUGACGGCCAGUGGCAUUCUGUGGAGCUGAACUCGAUGGAAAACCGUCUGAGCAUCACGGUGGACAGAGACGAAGGAGCCACGGCUCACACCAGCAUCCCUCUUCCUCCCGCCGCAGACAGUCAGCUCUUCUUUGGCGGCUGUCCUGCUCAGGGCGGCGGGUUCAGCUGCAGAAACCCGAUUCAGGGGUUUCAGGGAUGCAUGCGUCUCUUGAAGUUGGACGGCGAAACGGUCGACUUGAUAAAAGUGCAAGAAAGACGUCUGGGAAACUACAGCGACCUGAAGAUUGAUAUGUGUGGCAUCAUUGACAGGUGUUCGCCGAGUCACUGCGAACACGGAGGAAGAUGCUCUCAGUCCUGGAGAAACUUCCACUGCAACUGCUCCAACAGCGGCUACCGAGGAGCCACCUGCCACAGCGCCAAAUACGAACCGUCGUGUGAGGUCUACAAGCACCAAGGCGACACGUCGGGUCACUUCUACGUCGACGUGGACGGCAGCGGACCAAUCAAACCGCAGCUCGUUUACUGCAACAUGACGGAGGACCAGACGUGGAUUAUAAUCCAGCAUAACAACACAGAGCUGACUCCAGUCCAGGCCUCCGCUGACACCAACCAACACUUCGCCAGCUUCCUGUAUCCGUCUGAGGAGAAGCAGCUUUCCGCCGUCAUCAGCCAAUCAGAGCACUGCGAGCAGGAGCUUUCCUAUCACUGCAGGAAGUCCCGCCUCUCCAACAGCCUGGAUGGGACUCCUUUCAGCUGGUGGGUCGGCGGCCCGGCUUCGGGUCAGAUCCAGAACUUUUGGGGCGAAGCUUUGCCCGGCAGCCGGCAGUGCGCUUGUGGUCUGCAGGACAACUGCCUSGACUCGAGCUUCUACUGCAACUGUGAUGCUGACUAUGACCUAUGGACUGAGGACUCUGACCUUCUCACCCAGAAGGAGAGCCUCCCAGUCCGGUUGCUGGUUCUGGGAGACAUUCACCGGCCGGGUUCGGAGGCCGCCUACAGGGUGGGGCCUCUCCGUUGCCAUGGAGACAAGAACUUCUGGAAUGCUGCGUUUUUUGACAAGGAGACGUCGUACCUUCACUUCCCCACCUUUCAUGGAGAGCUGAACGCAGACAUCUCCUUUCUGUUUAAGACGACGUCUUCCUCUGGGCUGUUCCUUGAAAACCUCGGCAUCAAGGACUUCAUUCGAAUAGAGCUCAGCUCUUCCACAGAGGUCGUCUUCUCUUUUGAUGUGGGGAACGGACCUCUGGAGGUCAAAGUGCGCUCCGACCUCCCGCUAAAUGACGACCGGUGGCACAGCGUGAGAGCGGAGCGAAACGUGAAGGAGGCGUCGCUGCGCGUCGACGACCUGCCUGCUGCCGUACGAGAAGCUCCGACUGAUGGAUUUAUUCAUCUGCAGCUCAACAGCCAGCUAUUUAUAGGAGGCACCGCGUCACGGCAGAAAGGCUUUCUGGGCUGCAUCCGCUCUCUGCAGCUGAACGGCGUCACACUGGACCUGGAGGAGAGGGCAAGGAUCACACCUGGCGUCCGACCCGGCUGCCCCGGGCACUGCAGCAGCUACGCAGCGCUCUGCCAGAACCAGGGUCGGUGUGUGGAAAGGGCCAGCGGGUUCUCCUGUGACUGCAGUCGCUCUGCCUACACCGGAGUCUUCUGUCACGAAGAAGUUUCAGGCAGCUUUGAGCCGACAACAUCCAUCACAUAUAUCGUAAAGGAGCCAUAUGAGGCGAGCAAGAACAGCAGCUCUCUGCACUCAUCCAUCUACUCGGAUAUCACACUGAGAGGAGACGACGUCUCSCUGAGCUUCAGGACCAGUCAAAGCCCCGCGCCGCUGCUCUAUGUCAGCUCUUUUUACAGGCAAUACUUGAUCCUGCUCAUCAAUAAACAUGUGACGUCUGACGUGGAGUUUAACGUUAAAUCCAUCAUUCUGGGGAGAGUUCCAGAGUCUGAAGGCCUGAGCGCGGAUCUCGCCGGCUUGGCAUCCGCCGGCUUCACCGGUUGUCUGUCGGCCGUUCGCUUCGGCUCCUUCUGUCCUCUGAAAGCUGCUCUGCUGCGACCCGACGGCCGCGUUUCUGUCGCCGGCGCCGUCGUGGCGUCAAGCUGCGCCGCGCCGGCUCAGGCCGAUUCCUACGCAGCAGAAACGACACAUUCGCUGUCAGACCAGCCUCACUCUGUGGAUCCUGGCCAGCCUUUAGUCAACACCAUUCGCAGUGAUUCAGCUCUAGUUGGAGGUGUGAUUGCAGUGGUCAUAUUUAUCGUGGUGUGCGCGGCGGCCAUCUUGGCUCGGUUCAUCUGCAUCAGAAAGGAGACGUAUCGGAACCAGGAAGUGAAAGCGGCGCAGCCCGGUGACGGCAGCGCGUUCCCGUUCAGCGGCCAGCCGGACUCUCUGAGCGUUCAAAGUGAAAACCAGAAGGAGUUUUUCAUUUAGCACAAAAUAACCUCAAAGGACUGAGCUGGAUAAAUUACCAAACAGUGCUUUACUCCUUCUUCCCCUUUCGUUUUAUUUAUUUAUUUAUUUUUGUAAAUACGGACUGGCAGAGAUAUUGGACUCACUUUAAAGAGUUCAAUAUUUGAACUUGUACAGUUUGUAGUGAUUUGUGUGCUUAUUUAGAUCCAUUUCUAAAGUUUUCUGUCUAACAGAGAAUGAUAAACAUUGCACUGCAAAAACACAAAAUCUUACCAAAUAUUUUUGGUCUAGUUUCUAUUUCUGUCUUACACUUGAAAUGAGACAAAACAUAUAAGUAACUUUGUAGCAAGAUGWAGAGGCUUGAUUUAGGUAAAUAAUUCCUUAAAAUUGAAGAAAAAAGUUAUAGUUCCACUGGCGGAUUGUUUCACUUAUUUCACAACUGACAGGCACUGCCGUUACCUAGCAACCCCAGCCAAGUCCAGGCCGUUACCUAGCAACCCAGUUCUAGUUCCACUGGAAUAUUAUGUCUCUUAUAACCUGGAAAAAUUUAUUUUUACAAGUGAAAUAAUCCACCGAGAAUAAUCAGUAAAUAAACUACCAAAAAUGUCACAUGU